Messenger RNA from Centropristis striata (black sea bass), 4270 nucleotides. It is a transcript of the gene arhgap10, whose product is annotated as Rho GTPase activating protein 10. Gene Ontology annotation, cellular component: cytoplasm. The record is from RefSeq and is a predicted model, not a curated record. The transcript is spliced from 23 exons. NCBI's taxonomy places the organism in Eukaryota, Metazoa, Chordata, Actinopteri, Perciformes, Serranidae. Gene Ontology annotation, biological process: signal transduction. The coding region runs from base 465 to 2768 and encodes 767 amino acids. Gene Ontology annotation, molecular function: GTPase activator activity; protein binding.
GUACAGGCUGCUUACUCUUUGGCAGAACUUUUGCUACACGCACACAGAUGUCAGCAGAGUUUCUCAAUCUGUCACUUUGCUAGGUGGAGCGCGUUUGAUGAGCGAAGGGAGGAAGAUUGGAUACAGCUACCAUGACUUUCUGACAACUCCUGUGCGAGCCGACGUCCGAUGAACACUUCACCCGUAAACGUGUUGUUCUCACCUUUCAACCGUUUUACCUGUUAGCUCUCAGUCUUUUGGUUAUUUGACAACUGUGGAACAACACCCAUGCGCCUGUGUCAGAAGUUAACAUGCUAACAACUGUUAGCUGUUGCUACUUCACGUAGCUAUGUUUUCUGUGCCACACUUGAAACUGCCAGCGGUGAUUUGACUGUACAGGCACAAGUUUUCUUUUUAGCUACAAAGUUAGUUUUAUACCAGUUUUCCGUUCUUGUAAAAAAAACGAAGCAAUCAAUCAGUGAGAAAUGGGACUACACCCGCUGGAAUUCAGUGAAUGCUAUCUGGACAGCCCGAGCUUCAGGGAGAAAAUAAAGGCUCAUGAAGCAGAACUGGACAGAACUAACAGGUUUAUCAAAGAACUGUACAAAGAUGGGAAAAACCUCAUCAAUGCAACAAAGCAGCUUGGGAUGGCACAGAGAAAGUUCGCUCAGUGCCUGGGAGAGUUUCAGUUUGAGUACAUUGGUGAUGCGAAGACAGAUGAUGAGAAAUGUAUCGAUGAAUCUUUGCAGGAGUUCUCCUCAUUCCUCAAAAACCUCGAAGACCAAAGAGAACUGAUGAUGAGAAAUAUCACAGAAACCUUAAUGAAACCCCUGGAGAAGUUCAGGAAAGACCACCUUGGUACAGUAAGGGCGGAAAGAAAGAAGUACGAGAAAGAAACGGAGAAGUAUUACAGCUCUCUGGAGAAGCUUCUGAAUAUGUCGGCAAAAAAGAAAGAGCCACAGCUACAAGAGGCAGACUACCAGGUGGAAACCAUGAGGCAGCACUUUCAGGAGGAGUCACUGGACUAUGUGUGCAAGCUGCAGGAGAUCCAAGAGAGAAAGAAGUUUGAGUGCGUGGAGCCGAUGCUGGCCUUCUUUCAGACUGUCUUCACCUUUUAUCACCAAGGCUUCGAGCUCGCCAAGGACUUUGACCAUUAUAAAAGAGCGCUGCAGAUCAAUAUUCAGAAUACAAGGAGUCGAUUUGAGGGUGCGCGGUCAGAGGUGUUUGAGCUGAUGAAGAGGAUCAGGGAGGCACCUCAGGAAUACAGACAGACCAGCCCUAUCAGUUGUGAAGGCUACCUCUAUGUACAGGAAAAACGGCCACCUCCCUUUGGUUCAAGUUGGGUCAAGCGCUACUGCACAUUUGUCAAAGAGCAAAAGAUCCUGCACAUGGUGACCUUCGACCACAGAUCUGGUGGCAAGAUUGGUGAGACAGAGUCUGUCACGCUCAAAUCCUGUCUACGCAAAACAACAGACACAGUGGACAGGAGGUUCUGCUUAGAGCUCGACAUAACAGAUCGGCCAGGCACGGUGCUAACAGUACAGACUCUGUCAGAGGAUGACCACAAGUUUUGGAUGCAGGCCAUGGGUGGGAAGGAACCUAUUGGACACUACCUUGGAAGGACUUAUUCUAAAGAAAGAGGAAUUGAUGCCCAGUUGGACGAUGUGGGUUUGACUUUUAUGAAGAACUCCAUCAGCGCCAUAGAGACGAGAGGUAUUAAUGACCAAGGCCUGUACAGAGUUGUUGGUGUAAGCUCCAAGGUCCAGAAGCUCCUCUCAUUAAUGAUUGAUGAGAAGAGCAACGAAGUGGAUCUGUCUACCAGCGAGGACUGGGACGUUAAGACAUUAACAAGUGCACUGAAGCUUUAUCUGAGGAGUCUUCCUGAGCCGUUGAUGACCUAUGGACUUUACAAAGAGUUUAUUAGUCCUGCAAAGGGCGGUAGUCCAGAGUCUCGCAUCCAAGCCAUCCACUGCCUGGUCCACAAACUACCGGAGAGGAAUCGACAAGUCCUCGGGCUGCUUAUGAAGCAUCUGGCCAAUGUUGCAGCUCACAGUAAACAGAAUCUGAUGACCGUGGCCAACCUGGGCGUGGUGUUUGGCCCCACAUUAAUGAGACCACAGGAGGAGACUGUCGCUGCCAUCAUGGAUCUCAAGUUCCAGAACAUCGUUGUGGAGAUCCUCAUUGAACACCAUGAAAAGAUCUUUGCAGAUGCUCCGGAGUCAUGCCCUCUUUCACCUGCUGCCCCAGUAUUCUCUGCUCCCACAAGGCAGUCCAAGAAGCUGAGUCGACAGAAUCGGCCCCUGGCUGUCUACAAUCCACAAGCCCUAGACAUUCAGAAUGUGCCAGCAGUGGCAGAUAGUUCCAGCCUAGCUACAGAUGAGACAUCAAUGGGCAGCAAUGAGUCGGUAUCGUCCCAGUCAUCGUCCGCUUCAACCUCAGAGACGCCUACAGAGAAGAGUGACCACAUCCCACUGAGCGCCAGCCUCAGCUCAGGCAGCAACUCCAGGGCCCCCGCAGCAGGAGCCUCCUGGUCCUCCACUGGAGCCUCAGGAGAGAGCCCGCCUGCUUCCACCACAGCUGCCUCUGAAAAAGAAAAACCAGAGGAGAGUGUCACCAGCAGGAAAGCCAUGGCAGUGUACCCAUGUGAGGCUGAGCACGACUCUGAGCUCUCCUUCCAGGUCGGCGCAAUAUUCAACGCCGUGACCCAGUCGAGGGAGCCAGGCUGGCUGGAGGGCGAGCUGGAGGGAAAGAGGGGCCUCAUCCCUGAAAACUAUGUGGAGAUGCUGUAGCCCCGAAUGGAAAUAUUUAUGGACAAGUUAUCACCUCCACUGGGAAAAAAACCCUCUACAUUCACUAUAGAGCUGUGUUUAUCCAAGUCCCUGAAUUCUACCAAGCAAGCAAGUGACAAUAUGUUAUUACUGGUGGACCAUUUCUUGAUACACAAGUAUAUGCAUCUUUGCUGGCAAGUAUACUUUUGGAAGCAUGUUUGUGUUUGAAUUAAUUUUGUUUGAGUAUCCACAUGCAUUUUUUUAGCAAUGCAAUUACAAAAAUGGGUUUUGCACUUACGAUAUUUUGCUGUAUAAGAAGAUGCUGUAGCCUCUAAACAUCCAGGUAACUGUGUAGCAGCAGCAGAGAGGGAGGCCCUGCUCUCUCCCCCAGUUAUACAUGGUAUCCAUGAGCUCCCAACAAUGAUCCUCAGAAACUGUAUGUAAGAAUAGCAGCACUCGAGUCACUGUAAUCAGUUUUUGUUGAGACUUUUUGGUGCCGAAUCCAGCAGCUUUAGACCCUUUUUGACAAUGAUGCACAGUUUGUUUUCAGCUUUUAAAAGAUCAGAGUUACUCUACUUACCGUGCCUUAACCAUCAGAACAGCCAGUGUAAAUGUAUGUAUGUAUGAAAAUGAAUUGGAGUGUUACUGCUUUCACUUUUAAAAAUGUUGCAUUUUUUUCUGUCAUUUUAAGAAUAUUUUGGGAUAUUCAGAAUGAGGCACAUCGCUAUUGUAAUUUUAUUUUAUUUAAUUGGCACAUUGAUUGCAUGACUUUUGAAUUUUAAAUACACUCUGUACUGUUUUGUUCUUGGUGCACUCCUUUACAGAAACACAGUGAAGCGCCUCGUUGAUGCCCGAUAGCCUCUUGUGUUGAACACUAGCGUCAGACAGAGUCAGCAGAUUUAAACAGGUAGUAAUAAUUGAAGCAAUGUGUUUUUCCUAUCAAAUGAUCCGUUUUGUUUGUUUUUAAAGUUUAUUUUUAACGUUGCUCAGACUCUUCUCUGAGCAGAGAAAUGAGACACUCCCACAAAGUUGAAAUUUGAGUUUAGCGUUGUUUUAUCUUCAACGUCAGUGGAAUAUGUAAUUAGAAAUCAAAGUUUUAUUACCAGUGACGCCACAAAAUGCAGUAUUUCAAAGUUUUACAUCCGUUCAGUGUAUAUAACCUAAAUAUUCAAAGAGUUUAUGACCGCCAAGUAUGUUUUACAAGUCUUCGUUCAGUGAUUGACAGGUUCUCACAUCGAUUGGUUUCAGCAUGUAGUCCUAUUACGUGUCAUCCCUCAGCUGUUCAACAUGACACUUUAAUUUCACUGAGAGCUUUGGUUCAGCAGACUGUUUUCAGUUGCAAUAAUUUAAGACAUUGAUUGAUGCCGUUUGUAAAGGGCCUUGACUUCUUUCAUUUUUAUACCUUUGGGUAUUCUCUUGAUCAAUGUUAAACAAAUAAAGAUUUUUUUUUGUUCUUUACUGUAUUGUAUUAUGUAUUCUUGCCGUAUGGAAAUAAAUGUGAUACAUGAUAAUUUAAAAUUAAA